This is a messenger RNA of Blastomyces gilchristii SLH14081, 1140 nucleotides long. RefSeq lists its product as uncharacterized. NCBI's taxonomy places the organism in Eukaryota, Fungi, Ascomycota, Eurotiomycetes, Onygenales, Ajellomycetaceae. The record is from RefSeq and is a predicted model, not a curated record. The transcript is spliced from 2 exons. Bases 1 to 1140 code for a protein of 379 amino acids. Gene Ontology annotation, biological process: proteolysis. Gene Ontology annotation, molecular function: aspartic-type endopeptidase activity.
AUGCUUUUUCCGUGCUCGCCAUGGCUUCUGUCGCUGCCACUAUUGCUGCUGGCGUGGACAGAUGUCGUCUCUGCCUUCUUCCCGUACAACCCAGUUCCCAAUGCCAAUGCUAAGAGCAAUGGGUUGUUGUUUCUCGCCGAUCUACCCAAGCUAGACCUAAAAGGCCUGAGAGAGCGGUUCUACUCGUACAGUCCAAGUAGGAGCAAGAGCGAGGGGUCUCUUCUUCCUCUUCCGCUAAGAGAUGUCAAAGAACCUGUCAAGCUGGAUAUUAUCAAGGUUCGCGGAAAUGUUCGUCGCCAAAAUAUUUUCAAGGUUUACCAUGCGGAUCCCACCCUUAUGCCGAAUAGUCUAGCUAUCAGUAGUGACGGAUAUGACUAUUCCUAUUUCUCGAUAAUGUACUUCGGUUCCGAACGACAGCCCAUGUGGAUGCUGAUGGACACUGGGGCAGCUAACACCUGGCUGAUCAGCUCCAAUUGCACCCUUGAACCCUGUAAGAUUCAUAACACCUUUGGUACCGAGGACUCCAAGUCCCUUUCGAUCUCAGAUAUCCCCUUCGACGUUACAUAUGGGACGGGGAAAGUAUCAGGGUUUCUAGUCAAUGAUUCUAUCGCCUUUGCUGGAUUCGAUCUACCAAAUGUGAGCUUUGGGUCCGUGUUGGAUAUGUCCAGGGAAUUCAUGAAUUAUCCCAUGGACGGGAUUCUAGGCCUAGGCCGGGGACCUGCUUAUAAAGUCAAGGCGCCGACGGUAAUGGAGGAACUAAAGAUGGGUGGAUUGCUGAAGAAAAACAUCAUCGGUAUCAAUCUUCAACGGCACGGCGAUGGGGCACGGGAUGGCCAGAUUGUUUUCGGCGACGUCGACAAGUCUAAAUUUGUCGGCGAUAUCUCAUACACCAAAACUGUGCCCAACGUAGGGCACUGGGAAGUUCCGGUGGAUGAUAUCUUUGUCGACGGCAAGCCGUUGAACUUCCAAGGCAAGAACGGCAUCUUCGACACAGGCACCUCCUACAUCCUUAUCCCCUACGAAGACGCGAAACGCCUCCACGAUGCAAUCGGCACCGCCGUGAAAACCCCGAGUGGGACACAUAUUGGGACCUCCCUUGCUCGACAAAGACGAAGAUCGAGCUGGUCGUAUCCGGCGUGA